AUGCAGUUUAAUGCCCUAAUUGCCAAUUUCAGUGCGACACUCAACGAUUACCUGCUGCUUGCAUCAGAAAAACUCCGUGUGUUGCGUCCCAUCGUUCAUGACUCAGUAGAUUUCAUCCACGAGAACAUCAUCCGUCACUUGCAAGACCCCGAGAAGCCUCUUUUUACGGAAUUUCAGUAUACCUUGCUGAAAACGUUGUUCGUGCUGCUUCUUGUGAACUUGCUCUUCAUUUUAUUCUUUUGGCGAAAAUACGGUCCCGUGAUUACAGACAAGUUCAUUCGCCCGAGCACUUUGAAAGAAAUUGAGGAAUUGAAAUUGUCUGUGGCGAGAUUGAAGUUGCCGAAGGAUUACACGCCACGAAUCUAA
This is a messenger RNA of Culicoides brevitarsis, 366 nucleotides long. RefSeq lists its product as uncharacterized. The coding region runs from base 1 to 366 and encodes 121 amino acids. The transcript has a single exon. The record is from RefSeq and is a predicted model, not a curated record. Lineage: Eukaryota; Metazoa; Arthropoda; Insecta; Diptera; Ceratopogonidae.